AUGCAUGAACGAUGGGCCAAAACAAUUGCUAAAGUAAAAGGUGUAUACACAGAAAUUGACUCGAUUUGUGAAGCAUUAAGAAUCGAUCGUGAAAAUUGUGAUAGAGCUUUGAUAUCAAUCAGUUUUAAUGGUUUGGACCCAUUAUUCAUGUAUACACAAUUGUUGAAAGAAGCAUUUUUGGAUAUAGAGGAUGAUGAUGCGAAAUCGAUUAAAGAACUUGCUGAGUACUGUCGCCUUCAAGAUGGUGCUUCCUCAAAAACAAUUGAAAUGAUCGAACGAGAAUAUCGUAACCAUACACCCAUUUGGUGGUACACAGGCCCAUAUUUUAUUUACUCAAUGCUCAAUUGUGGUCUUCGACUAAUGAAUGUCGACAUUAUACUUAAAAUGGGCUUUUUCAUCCGACAUUUACAUAACCAUAUUACAGAAUUACACCGUGAACAACAAGGCAGCAUGCCGACAAAAUUUCAAGUCUUUCGUGGACAAGGUUUGCCCAUGGAAGACUUUGAAAAAAUGAAAAUAACCAAAGGAGGACUUAUGUCCUUCAAUAAUUUCCUGUCAACAAGCCGCAGUCGUGAAAUAUCUUUCAAAAGAUUUGCACGACCAGCUACAAAGAAUCCCAGUUCAGUUGGCAUCCUCUUUGUUAUGGCCAUCGACACGGUGAUUUGCAUGAAAUCCUCAACACCAUUUGCUGAAGUCAGCAAAGUUGGCUACUACAAAGACAAAGAGGAAGAGAUACUCUUUUCAACACAUACGAUUUUUCGCAUCGACCGCAUUGAACGAAUUGAAGAUAAAUACACAGAUCGCCUAUGGCAAGUUAAUCUCACCCUUGCAGGUAAUCAAGAUGAUGAUUGUAAUAAACUCACAGCACACCUGCGAGAAGAGAUUAGUGGGGAAACCGGAUGGGAUCGACUGGGUUCUAUACUUAUUAAAUUAGGUGAGCCUGCAAAAGCAGAACAUCUCUAUCAGAUACUCCUCGAAAAGGCAUCUACUGACCAACAGCGAUCGGAUUAUAAUCUUCAACUUGGUUCCGUGUAUUAUGGAAUGGGAGAGUACUCGAAAGCACUUUCAUCGUAUGAACGAUCACUUGAAAUCCAGAAAAUAACUGUCCCUCCAAAUCAUCCCGACUUGGCUGCUUCCUACAACAACAUCGGUAUGGUGUAUAAUAACCUGGGCGAGUACUCGAAAGCACUUUCAUCGUAUGAACGAUCACUUGAAAUCCGGAAAAUAGCUCUCCCUCCAAAUCAUCCCGACUUGGCUGGUUCUUACAACAACAUCGGUUCGGUGUAUCACAACAUGGGCGAGUACUCGAAAGCACUUUCAUCGUAUGAACGAUCACUUGAAAUCAAGAAAAUAGCUCUCCCUCCAAAUCAUUCCAACUUGGGUGCUUCCUACAACAACAUCGGUGGGGUGUAUAAAAACAUGGGCGAGUACUCGAAAGCACUUUCCUCGUAUGAACGAUCACUUGAAAUCCAGAAAAUAGCUCUCCCUCCAAAUCAUCCCGACUUGGCUACUUCCUACAACAACAUCGGUUUGGUGUAUUACAGUAUGGGCGAGUACUCGAAAGCACUUUCAUCGCAUGAACGAUCGCUUGAAAUCCAGAAAAUAGCUCUCCCUCCAAAUCAUCCCGACUUGGCUUCUUCCUACGGCAACAUCGGUUCGGUGUAUCACAACAUGGGCGAGUACUCGAAAGCACUUUCAUCGUACGAACAAUCUCUUGAAAUCAAGAAAAUAGCUCUUCCUCCAAAUCAUCCCUCCUUGGGUUCUUCCUACAACAACAUCGGUAUGGUGUAUAAUAACCUGGGCGAGUACUCGAAAGCACUUUCAUAUUACGAAAAAGAUCUUGAGAUCAGUAAAAAAACUCUCCCUUCAAAUCAUCCCGACUUGGCUACUUCCUACAACAACAUCGGUUUGGUGUAUUAUAACAUGGGCGAGUACUCGAAAGCACUUUCAUCGCAUGAACGAUCGCUUGAAAUCAAGAAAAUAGCUCUCUCUCCAAAUCAUCCCGACUUGGCUUCUUCCUACAACAACAUCGGUUUGGUGUAUUAUAACAUGGGCAAGUACUCGAAAGCACUUUCAUAUUAUGAAAAAGCUCAAGAAAUCUGGAAAAAAUCACUACCUUCAACACAUCCACAUAUUGCCCUGGUGAAAUGGAACAUUGAGAUUGCGAAAAACAAAAUGUAA
Rotaria sp. Silwood2 is the source of this 2181-nucleotide messenger RNA. NCBI's taxonomy places the organism in Eukaryota, Metazoa, Rotifera, Eurotatoria, Philodinida, Philodinidae. The record is from the annotation of a GenBank genome assembly.